Coregonus clupeaformis (lake whitefish) is the source of this 5235-nucleotide messenger RNA. It is a transcript of the gene gpc4, whose product is annotated as glypican 4. Bases 571 to 2250 code for a protein of 559 amino acids. Gene Ontology annotation, cellular component: cell surface; synapse; plasma membrane. Gene Ontology annotation, biological process: cell migration; regulation of protein localization to membrane; regulation of signal transduction. The transcript is spliced from 9 exons. NCBI's taxonomy places the organism in Eukaryota, Metazoa, Chordata, Actinopteri, Salmoniformes, Salmonidae. The record is from RefSeq and is a predicted model, not a curated record.
GAGAUUCUCCCUGGGACGUUGCUAUGCGCCUAACAUCUGAGCUGUAGCACGCACAGUGUCCUGUCUGUAAAGCAACCGCUGUGUGCUGAAGACUGCAAAAACUUUGGGUCAACUCUACUUUUCCUCGUCGGAACUGAAGUCGAGGUGGAUGCAACUUUAAAGACGAACAUUGUGAAAAUAAGUUUGGCUGCUUAUUUAGAAAAGUUUGAAACAAAUGUUUUGUUGACUGCUUUGUGUUUCUAUGGGAGAGUCUGGAACUAGAAAUACAUGCUGAAGACAAGAAACUGAUACUUUUUUUGCGCUUUUUUUUGUGAACUUUCCGAUAAUUUUUUAUUUUGUCUUAGUUGUUUAAAGAGGCCCAAUCACGGCUAUGAAUGAAUAAUCCAGUUAGUCAACCAACUUGCUAACUUUUAUAACUUUCGUUGCCAGCGAAGUUGAAAGAAAUCAGAGUCUCCAUGAGGAAAUUCAACGUGCGAGUUGAAACGCUGUCCUAGUAAUAGCUUACAGCUGAGCGUCUUUCCAGUGUUUUUGCGUUGCGCCUAUAUUUUAAACUUUUAUUUAACCGACUCAAUGAAGACAAUGUUAGUCUUCUCUACGGUUUACACAUUUGCCGUGCUGUUUGUUUCGACGAAGGCUGAGCCCAAGUCGACAAGCUGCAAUGAAGUUAGGGCUGCGUACAGUUCCAAAGGCUUCAACGCCAAUGAUGUUCCCAACAAAGGAAUACACGGAACCCAUCUGAAGGUGUGUCCCCAGGAAUACUCAUGCUGUACCUUGGAGAUGGAGGAGAAACUGAGCCAGCAGAGCCACUCAGACCUGAAGGCCCCCGUCUCCCAGCUCAGCACCAACCUACAGAGCACCUUCAAACAGAGGCACAGCCACUUUGACCAGUUCUUCCGCGAGUUACUGGACAACGCGGAGCGCUCGCUCAACGACAUGUUCGUGCGCACAUACGGCAAGAUGUACGUGCAGAACGCCGAACUAUUCAAGCACUUCUUCCAGGAGCUGAAGCGCUACUACGUAUCGGGCAGCGGGGCGGUCAACCUGGACUCCAUGCUGUCUGACUUCUGGGAAGACCUCCUGGAGAGGAUGUUCCGAUUGGUCAACGUCCAGUACGAGUUCAGCGACGCCUACAUGGAGUGCGUCAGCCGCCACACCGAGCAGCUAAAACCGUUUGGCGACGUGCCACGCAAGCUCCGCCUCCAGCUGACACGGGCCUUCGUGGCGGCGCGCACCUUUACCCGCGGCCUGGCGCUCAUGCCCGAGGUGGUCAACAAAGUCUCCACGGUCAGUGCGUCCCCUAGCUGUGUACGGGCAGCCAUGAAGAUGAUGUACUGUCCCUACUGUUCUGGCCAGGUUGCCCUCAAGCCUUGUCAGAACUACUGUCUCAACGUGAUGCGUGGCUGUCUGGCCAACCAGGCCGACCUCGACACCGAGUGGAACAACUUCCUGGAUGCCAUGUUGAGUCUGGCUGAGAGGCUGGAGGGGCCCUUCAACUUUGAGUCUGUCAUGGACCCUAUUGACGUCAAGAUCUCUGAGGCCAUCAUGAACAUGCAGGAGAACAGCAUGCAGGUGUCACAGAAGGUGUUUCAGGGGUGUGGUCAGCCUCAGCCAGGUAAAGGCUUCCGGUCCCGUCGCUCAGUCAAGGAGACAGGAUUCACCGGUCGCUUCCGUCCCUACAGCCCCGAUGCACGGCCCACCACAGCUGCUGGCACCAGCCUGGACAGAUUGACGACAGAUGUGAAGAAGAAGCUGAAGCAUGCUAAGAAGUUCUGGUCCACGCUGCCAGAGACUGUGUGUGUUGGGGAGAGGAUCACGUCUGGGGAUGACUGUUGGAACGGAACAGCAAAGAGCAGGUACGAGUCUGUUGUUAUGGGCAACGGAUUGGCCAAUCAGGUGUCCAACCCGGAUGUGGAAGUGGACAUCACAAAGCCAGACCUGGUGAUUCGCAGUCAGAUCGCAGUGUUAAAGGAAAUGACUAGCUGGCUGAAGGCCGCCCACAGCGGCAACGACAUCUCCAUCGACCAAGAUGAGGACGGUAGCGGAGGAGAGGAGAGCGGCAGCGGAUGUGCCUCUCCGUCCUGUGAGGCGGACCGGGACAUCUACUUCUCCACCCCGCCCACCCCCAUCAACCCCCGCGUGGUUAAGGUGGUGCACCAGGAAACGACUGGGGGAGUCCGUGUGGCACACGGGAGCAUGGCUCUGGCACUCUGUGGGCUCGUCCUGGCCCUGCUCGCCCCCCACUGGAGAUAAAACUGCUGAGGGAAGGAAAGGAAGAGGGCGACUGAGAGAAGGGGGAAAAACUGUCAAAGACUUUUAAAAAGACUGCCUUCAGGACCUCGGUCUGCCCGCCAUCAUGUGGGGGGGUGGGGGGGAGACUGGAGUUAUUAAUAUUAUAAUAACUUCACUUUUAAUUUUGUUUGUUUUUAUAAAAAUGGACAUAAAGUGUACAGCGAUACGAUUUUCUUCUAAAAUGUUCACCACUUUUUUAUUUUUUUUAUUUUGUCCUGAUUAACUGAUUGGCCCCUUGAAGCUAGGCUCUCUACCACCACAGCACCAACAGUGUUUUCAGUUCUACCAUUUUAUCCCAUUAUUCACAUUUUAGUUUUUGUUGGGCGUUUGGGUCUUAGAGUUAUCUCAAUUGGAACCCGGGAUUGUGUGUGUGCCUGUGUAUGUCUGAGAGAGCUUUUCAUUAUAACAAUACGCUCUAUUCACUAAUGCAUUUCCCUUAUCAAGAUAACAACUAAGGAACAAUGUAGCAAGUAUUCCUGGUUUGCCAGUGUUCCUGGUUUGCCAGUCUGUAUUGGUUUGUGUGUGUGUGUAUGAGUGAGCGUGGUUCCUUUUUUUUUUUUUUUUUUGCUAUAGUGGUUGUAUCUUUAGGCUGGCCAGGGAUGAAUGUGGACAAAAGAACAUUGAAAUGGAUGUCUUGGUCACAUGUUGAAGCUUCAGACUGGCUCUCACAGCUGAAAGUACAAGAGACUGGUAGCUCUGCGGGAAAGCACUGAGAAGUUACAGGGCUGAUGGUUUGAUAGGAGAUGGAACCAGCUGGCGAGGGGUUCUCUGUGCAUCCAUCACAUCGCAAACUACACUCUAAACCAGUCCACUGAGAUCAUACCUCAUGUGUUCUUUGAAUCAUUAUAAACUAGCUGUGUUUAACUGUAACUUGUUGGAUGGAUGGGGGAAGUGUUGAUGUAGGCUACAAGGGAAUGCUGGAGACUUGACAGGAGGGGCUCCCCCUCCCUGGCAUUCCCUGUAUGGAAGGCAGAGCUGACGGGUGUCCUGGGGCAGUGAGUCUGUUCCGAGCAGACUGCACAGUCAGUCUGACAUGAUAAAAUUAGAUGAUCUUGACAGGGAGUGGCUUGUAUGUCCAACAUCUUUCAGAUAUAGCAGAAAAGAGAAACCAAGACACAGUUGAGUGACUUUGUGAAUUGAAUCGGCGAUGAGAGAAAUGUGGAGACUGAGUAUGAUAAAAUUGGAACACAGGGUUUUAUGUGGAGGUAGUGUUCAAAUGUUUUGGUAUAAAGAUAUGUAUUAGGUACUACAAUGAAUUGUACUGCUAGUUGUAGGAGCUGGUGGUCUGUGUGCACAGAUUAUGUUUUGGGGUGCUUGUUUGCACCCCAUACAGACAUUUACCUCUACUUUCAUUAGAUCUGUCUGACCUUCGUGUCCCUUCUUGCAUCCAAUAUUUUCAACUGUUUGCAACAAAAUUUGAUAUAUUCUGUCUCGCAUGGAAAAUGAAACCUUGUAACUACUUCUUCAUGAUCAUGAAAAUAAUGUUUUCUGGGACUUCUCAAAUCAAUUAAUUGUAUCCAUUGUCAGCAAAAUUACUUGUCUCUCUCCAGACAGACCGGUGUCCCUGAGUUUGUGUUGAAUUGGAUGACUGACAAGCACAAUAUGUUUGAAUUCACAUCACCUAAAAGUUUCACUUCACAUUAUCCACUGGUUGCUCUUGUACAGUAAAUUAUUUAAUUGCAUGUUUCUUUUAAACAUUUACAAACAUGCAUUCAAAAAUAUCAAAAAAUACAGUAUUCAGAAUGUAUUGAUAUAUUGUGUAGAUGAAAAGAUAUUCAUAAUUUUACAAAUUAACAAGGUAUUUGUAUUGGUUUCAGAUUUCCUAUUUUACAUUAGAAUUCUGUAAAGAAAAAAAAAUGAUUUGCAUGUUGCAGUUGUCUGUCAAGUCUUCUAAGGUGAUUAGCUGAUGUAUGGUGGUGAUGCCUGGACAGGGCUGUUCGCUCAAGACCCUUUUGUGCCUCUUGUGUCCCCCUGGUGCUGGACAGAUUUCUGCACUAAACCCCUAAUGCCCCCAAGGAUUACGCCUGGCUGGCCGCCAGGACUUGGAAGGAAUCCCUGAGGACAUUUGGGGAUUGGGGACAGGACAUUGUGAUGUCAUACAGCAAAAACAUCUAUGCAGCCUGUGAAGAGGAAAUAUCUAUGCUGCUCUUCCACACUCAAUUGGCAGUCUUUUAAUAAUGCAGUCCCUAUAUUGUGCAUUGUAGGCUACCACCAUCUAGAUAUUUGCAAAGGGGUUGCGCUGUUUGUGUAAUGAUGGGAAAGGAAGGUGGUUUCUGUCAUCAAAUGAUUUUUUCAAUCUCAAAUGGCAAAUAAAUGUUGUGGGGCAGUGAUGGCAAAUGUCUGCUUGCGGGCCAUGGCAGAAGCUAUUCCUGUAGGGCACUGCAGCAGGUGUGUUGGUCUAGCUUCUAGUACCAUAAGGGUUCUCCUUUUAUAUGAUCUAUGGAACAACCUCAGGUGUCUGAAAUGGCACCCUAUUCCCAACACAGUGCACUGUGGGCCCUGGCCAAAAUAAGUGCAUUAUAUAGGGAAUGGGGUGUGAUUUCAGACGCAACCUGAUAGAUGGAUAUAUGACGACACACCCCAUCUGUCUUCGGCCCACCAGAACAGCAUGGAGUCAUCUUUAUGAGGACUGAGGAGAGUAUGGGUGUGUCCCAAAUUACACCCUAUUCCCCUAUGGCCCCUGGUCAAAAGUAGUGCACUACAUAGGGAAUAGGGUGUCAUUUGGGACUCAUUUACGAGAGACUGAAAAUAGUAAAACAAAAUAUGUAAAUGAGCAGCCAUUUUAGAUGUCUCUGAAAGAGGCUGUAACAAUCCAUCAUGUUUUUACUUCUAAGUAUCUCCUAAAUGUUAUGAGAAAAACAAGAUGAGAUGUAUGCUAAAUUGUAAAAGAAAAGGCGUCUUAAACAGUUCCUAGUCUUGUUGAAAUAAAGACUGCAGAUAUUUAAA